AUAUGUACCUCACACAUUCUUUUAUUUCCACAUACAUCAAAUUUAUUGAAAGACAUAAGAAAAACAUAAACAUGGCAGCAGCUAGUUCUUUGAUCAAGGUUGUAGCUCUCAGCGGGUCUCUCCGUAAAGCUUCCUUCAACACAGGCCUCAUUCGUUCUGCAAUUAAGCAUAGCAAGGAGUCUGUGAAUGGAAUAGAAAUUGAGCACGUAGACAUUUCCGAGUUGCCAAUACUGAACACUGAUCUUAUUGUCGAUGGAGCUUAUCCACCUAUUGUUGAAGCUUUUCGCCAAAAAAUUCUGAAAGCUGAUAGUUUCCUUUUUGCUUCUCCUGAGAACAAUUACUCCAUUGCCGCACCUUUGAAGAACGCAAUUGACUGGGCGUCUCUAGCACCCAACUGUUGGGGUGAUAAGGCAGCUGCAAUGCUAAGUGCGGGAGGAGGUUUUGGUGGUGGAAGAUCACAGUACCAUCUUCGUCAAGUCGGAGUUUUUCUUGACCUUCAUUUCAUCAACAAGCCUGAGUUCUUCCUGAACGCAUUCCAGCCUCCUGCAAAGUUUGAUAGCGAUGGUAACUUGAUCGAUGCUGAGGCCAAUGAGAGGUUGAAAGGAGUUCUUGUUGCUCUUCGUGACUUCUCUCUGCGCCUCAAAAACUAGAGGAUGAAACAAUCUUUGUGUCACCUAUGUUUUUCCUUUUAACAUUUUUCAAAUUAAAUAAAAUUUCCUUAAAGAAAUAUUAAAUAAAAAUUUAAAAUUUCUAGCA
Molecule: messenger RNA, 756 nt
Organism: Ricinus communis (castor bean)
Lineage: Eukaryota; Viridiplantae; Streptophyta; Magnoliopsida; Malpighiales; Euphorbiaceae
Product: NADPH:quinone oxidoreductase
Exons: 3
Coding region: 3-650 (215 amino acids)
Cellular component (GO): cytosol
Molecular function (GO): oxidoreductase activity; FMN binding
Source: RefSeq, a predicted model, not a curated record